AUGGCGCUCAGCUCCCGGGCUCACGCCUUCUCGGUGGAAGCUCUCGUGGGCCGCUCGGCCAAGAGAAAGGGACCCGACGGCCGCGACGAGGAAAGCGGGGCGGGCUGCAGGCAGAGCCGCAGAGCAUCCGAGCCCGAGAAGCGGCCCAAGGCCGGCGCCGAGAGCCGGGAGGUGGGGGACGAGGUGCAGGUGGAGCUGCAGGGCUCUGAGCUCUGGAAGAGGUUCCACGAGAUCGGCACCGAGAUGAUCAUCACCAAGGCCGGCAGGCGGAUGUUCCCAUCAGUCAGGGUGAAGGUGAAGGGGCUGGAGCCAAUGCAGCAGUAUUACAUCGCCAUUGAUGUUGUGCCAGUGGACUCCAAACGGUACAGGUACGUCUACCACAGCUCGCAGUGGAUGGUGGCAGGGAACACAGACCACUCCUGCAUCACACCACGGCUCUACAUCCACCCCGACUCCCCCUGCUCGGGGGAAACAUGGAUGAGGCAAAUCAUCAGCUUCGACCGGGUGAAGCUCACCAACAACGAGAUGGACGACAAGGGGCACAUCAUCCUGCAGUCCAUGCACAAGUACAAGCCCCGUGUCCACGUUAUCGCCCAGGACUCCCGCUUCGACCUGGCACAGAUUCAGUCACUGCCAGCUGAGGGGGUGCAAACCUUCUCCUUCCAGGAGACCGAGUUCACCACGGUGACAGCCUACCAGAACCAGCAGAUCACCAAGCUGAAGAUCGACAGGAAUCCUUUUGCCAAAGGCUUUCGGGACCCUGGCAGGAACAGGGGAGUGCUGGAUGGGCUCCUGGAGCCAUUCCCAUGGCGGCCACAACUGGCUCUGGACUUGAAGGCCUUCGGCGCGGACAGCCAGGGCAGCAGCUCCAGCUCUUCCCCGGUGACCUCCAGUGCUGGGACACCCUCUCCUCUCAACCCGCUGCUGUCCCCUCCAUGCUCACCUCCCACCUUCCACCUGGCUGUGAGCGGUGCCGGCGCGCCGUGCCCUGAGCCCCAUCUGCCCGGCCUCGGCGUGCCCCUCUGCUACCGGCUGUGCCCCACCAACCUCCUCCGCCAGCAGCCCCUCAUCCUCCCCAGCCACCAGAAGCCAGGCGGCCCCGGUCCCCCCAUCCUGCCCCACUUUGUGGUCGAUGUGCCCAAACUCUCCUCCCUCGGCAUCGCCAGCCUGAAGAGCUCUAAGUCUGAAGACCUGAGCGGGCCGUGUCUGCAGGUCCCCAACUCCGCCAGCCAAAUGCUGUAUGGAUUACACGCAUCUGGAAACAUUUUCCCAUCGAGUCCCAUUGCUCGGGAAGCACUUAAUUGUUCCUUACAUCCUCCAUAUGGUUUGUACGGCUACAGCUUCUCCGUGCCAUCCAGACUGACGAGCGCGGCGAGCCAUUUUGGGGUGAGUGACAGCCUGCCCGCUGCCUUCAGGGACGGCCGGUGCAAUCAUCCCAGCUGGCACUCAGCAAUUAACCACUGCCUUUAG
This is a messenger RNA of Phasianus colchicus (ring-necked pheasant), 1470 nucleotides long. RefSeq names its product T-box transcription factor 22 (gene TBX22). The record is from RefSeq and is a predicted model, not a curated record. Gene Ontology annotation, biological process: cell fate specification; positive regulation of DNA-templated transcription; regulation of transcription by RNA polymerase II. Gene Ontology annotation, cellular component: nucleus; chromatin. NCBI's taxonomy places the organism in Eukaryota, Metazoa, Chordata, Aves, Galliformes, Phasianidae. Gene Ontology annotation, molecular function: DNA-binding transcription factor activity, RNA polymerase II-specific; RNA polymerase II cis-regulatory region sequence-specific DNA binding.